AUGACCUACUUUGCGUUCAGGCAUCAACCUUUCAAAGCGUUAUAUGUGGUUUAUACAGCGAUAACCGUCCCUCUUAUUCGUGCUCCUUAUUGGUGCAUAUCAUCUCUGAUUCCGUACUUCAGACCAAGACGUACUUGGUCCUUCUCCCGCUCGAUAUUACUGUGCUGGCUUAAGACUUCCUACAACUUCUCCUUUGCUGUCGGCUUUCUACCAUUCCGAUCUCCACGGCAACGGCAAUCACUUAAUGUCCACCUAGGAGAAGUGUGGGUGGACGAAGUGCCGAAGGACCUGAUACGGGGGAAGGUGGCAGAGGCGGCGAUGAUCAAUCAGGUUUCUCCAGAGCCCAUCUCUGGGUACUGGUUCUCGAAAACCGGCGACGCGACGGACGUCGGACGACGAGCAUUACCUGACGAGAAGGUGCUCUAUUACUUCCACGGUGGCGGAUAUAUUUCUGGAUCUGUGUCUCCUAACUCGUUGUAUUCGGAAGCACCGAAGGGGAUGCUUGAGCAGUCCUUCCCAUCCAACGCGCGCGCCUUUGGACUUGAAUACCGUCUUACCAGAGCAGCUCCAUUUGAUCCUUACGCGCCAUUCCCUGCUGCCCUCCUCGAUGCGCUCUCUGGCUAUUACUACCUGGUAACAACUUUGGGAUUCGCUCCGAAAAACGUCAUCGUCAGUGGUGACUCGGCAGGGGGGCACUUGGCGGUAUCCCUUGUCCGCUACCUCUGCCUAGAAGACCUUACGGAACUCCCUCCUCCUGGAGGGCUCAUCCCUCUGCAUCCAACAGUGGAUUGGGCGCUGACGGACGCCCACAUUACCUCGUCAUCUAUGGAACGCAAUUACCAUACCGACUACGUUGAUCCCUUUGCGAGAUCCGGAUAUACAAAGCGCGGUCUGCUUGGCUCAUUGCCGGAAGAAUUCGCGUAUACCAGCCUGUGGAUAUCGCCUGCUUCACUUCGAAUUCAAGAGACCGGGUUGUUUCCGAACUUCCCCCCGACGCUGAUCAUUGCUGGCGGCGCUGAACAGACGCUGGAUGCGAUGCGCGUAUUGCACACUCGCCUAGUGGAGGAUAACGGCACAGAGAUUAUUACUUACAUCGAGUACCCGGAUGCCAUACAUGAUUUCAUGUGUUUCGCCUCACACGAGCCCGAGAGGUCAAAAGCACUGGAUCAUGAUAUUCGUACAUGGGUACACCUCGUAUACAAUUGCAACACACAGUAA
This is a messenger RNA of Gloeophyllum trabeum ATCC 11539, 1218 nucleotides long. Its product is annotated as alpha/beta-hydrolase. The coding region runs from base 1 to 1218 and encodes 405 amino acids. The transcript has 3 exons. Lineage: Eukaryota; Fungi; Basidiomycota; Agaricomycetes; Gloeophyllales; Gloeophyllaceae. The record is from RefSeq and is a predicted model, not a curated record. Gene Ontology annotation, molecular function: hydrolase activity.